AUGUACGACACCGCUCGAUCACGCGCCGAAAUCCACACAUUUACCGAACCAAAAGAAGUCCUCCUUGUAUCGUCCAAUGGACAAAUAAUGGAAGGAUCCCUCACAACACCUUUCUUUUAUCGCGAUAGAAAAUGGGUAACGCCUUCUGAGGAAUGUGGUGGUCAGAUUGGUACGACGAGACGGUGGGCAUUAGAGAAGGGCACCCAAACCACCAUCCCCAUCACCUCCCUAACCGAAAACGAAGAAUGUUGGAUCAGUAAUGGAGUACGAGGAUUUACUUUUGGAAGAAUAAAAUUUUUGUCUUGA
Sclerotinia sclerotiorum 1980 UF-70 is the source of this 306-nucleotide messenger RNA. RefSeq lists its product as hypothetical. Gene Ontology annotation, molecular function: catalytic activity. NCBI's taxonomy places the organism in Eukaryota, Fungi, Ascomycota, Leotiomycetes, Helotiales, Sclerotiniaceae. Bases 1 to 306 code for a protein of 101 amino acids. The record is from RefSeq and is a predicted model, not a curated record. The transcript is spliced from 2 exons.